Molecule: messenger RNA, 1899 nt
Organism: Sphaerodactylus townsendi
Lineage: Eukaryota; Metazoa; Chordata; Lepidosauria; Squamata; Sphaerodactylidae
Gene: LMO4
Product: LIM domain only 4
Exons: 6
Coding region: 579-1145 (188 amino acids)
Source: RefSeq, a predicted model, not a curated record
GAUCUGGCUCUGUCAGUAACACAUGGGGAAGAGCGAGGCACAGAGCCGCGGAGGGCGCCAGCGAGAGGGGCCUCCUCGCGCGUCCUGCCGCCGCCAGCACCUCCGCAGCUCCGCCGCCGUCACCGCAGCCUCUCCGGCUUCCCCGUCCUCCGGCUUCCCCGUGCCUCGGACUUGUUUGCAGGUUGCAGCCUCGGGAAGCCCGCGUGGGUGGAGGCUCCGGCGACAAAGUGCGGCCGCAUCAACCAAACUUAAGCCAACGAUUGCAGCAGCAGCCCCGCGCCUUUGCAGCCCGGGCGGUAGCAGCGACUGAGCUCUGCAGCUCCCCUCGAGGGGAAGCGGCGGCAGGGGGAGGAAGGACUGAGCCAGACGCUCCCUGGCCUCCAUCCGAGCCGGGCUGCUUUCUUCUUUCUGGGGGUUGAAGGUUCCGCCGUCGCCCAGCGAGCGUGUUGGGUUGGCUGCCCUUUUUGUUGUUGCAAUUCGUUGAGAGGAAGACGCCUUGUAAGAAAGCCUCCUGGUCGCUCUCCAGACCUACAGCCACGUUAGGCACGGCCUCUUGCACCGUGGAGGGGAAACAGACCAUGGUGAACCCCGGCAGCAGCUCACAGCCUCCCCCAGUCUCCAGUGGCUCCCUCUCGUGGAAAAGAUGUGCAGGCUGCGGGGGGAAGAUUGCCGAUCGUUUCUUGCUCUAUGCCAUGGAUGGCUAUUGGCAUAGCCGGUGCCUGAAAUGCUCCUGUUGUCAGGCUCAGCUGGGAGAAAUUGGUACAUCCUGCUACACAAAGAGUGGCAUGAUCCUGUGCAGAAACGACUACAUCAGGAAUCAAGAUGAAGGACCUAACUGUGUAAACUGCAUCUAUGACCGUGAUGACUUUCAGGCAUCAGUAAUUGUAUGUCCCAGCCUACUGACAGACAUGUGGGAUGCUACCAAAUUCAGCAGCCUUCUGCAGUUUAUGUCAGGAGUGGGAGAUGUGUAUCAUCUUAAGUGUUUUACGUGCUCCACCUGCCGGAACCGCCUGGUCCCUGGAGACAGGUUUCACUACAUCAAUGGCAGUUUAUUCUGUGAACAUGAUAGACCUACAGCUCUCAUCAAUGGCCAUUUGAAUUCACUUCAGAGCAAUCCACUACUGCCAGACCAGAAGGUCUGCUAAAAGGUCAGAGUACUGCAGAAUGCGUGCCUUCAUCUCAAACUUUGUUCAUCACAGAUGGAUCCCAUGUCUCCAGUAGACAAGUCACCUUUGUAGCUAGCAUCAAUGCCAGCUUCAUGCCAUUGCACCUUCUUUACUCUUGGUUGCCCUUCCCACAUUUAUUGGUGUAUUAAAAUGACUGAAAGCGAACAUUAAUGACUCCAUGAAUCUGGGCUAAUGGGAGACUGUAGAGAAAAUGGAGAAAGAAAAAAAGACUCCACCGGAGGAUGGCAACUUUGGGUGGGGAGGGGGUGGGGAAAAUGACUAAUGAAGCUAAUUAAAAUAAGCCUUCAAGUCUGCUUUCUACCCUCAUUAACAAUUAGCAGGGCACUAGCCGGAAUUUGUACCCUGUGUUUUACCUUAACAACAUUCUCUUUGCUCUUUGUAUAUUUAAGUGUUGUAAGGAAAUGUGUUUCAAAACUCAAAACAUGAGCUAAAAGGAAAGAUGGGGCUCUUGUGAUAUUCUAUCACAAAUGACUUUUAUUGUAUCUCUGUAAAAUACAAUGUAUGUAUGCAUGUAAGUGUUUUUUUGUCCUAAUGUUGCUACUUCCCAUGGCAAAAAAGAAAAAGGAAAAAAAAGCUCAUAGCAGCUACUGUGUAGAAAUUUUCACCUAUUCCUAAUUUGCUGAAUGAAGAAAAAAAAUCUUUUAUUUGUGAUACUUUCAGAGACAUUUGCUCUAGUAUGGUGUAUUUAAAUAAUAAAAACUUAAAAUGAAAA